UGGGAGUUGUAGUCCUCCGCUAUGUGUCGGCAAUGGGCAGCGGUGGGGGUCGCCUGCCUGUUCAGCAGCAAGUUCUACACAGCAGAAUGAGAAAUAACGGUGCUUUUACAGUAGAAGUUUAAAGAGAAAGGGCUGGUUCUAGAAUUGUAUCCCCUCAGAGCGGCCGUUUCAGUGGACAGUGAGGCGACUCCUUUGGGGCGCAGCAGGGUCGUGACAAACGCCGCUCGUGACGCUUAGAGUGAAUCUAGGCCCCAAGCGACUCCGCUGCCGUAAGAUGUGGUAUCAGAUUCACGGAGGGUGAGGUUAUCGAUAGGGAACGAGGCAAAGAUGGCUCUAGGCUGCCUCCAAGAUCAGAGGCCCCUUUCCGUUGACCCGCUUUCGGAGAAUACUGAAGACGCGCCUCCUUUCCCUGACCUUUGACACCGUUUUUUUUCGGGAUCCACCCUACCGUUACUUAACUGUUUUUUUUAUUUUGAAAAAAAUUAAAUGGUUGCAGCCUGCCCUGGGAACUGCUGCUGAAGGCCAGGAUUUCAGCCUGUGGUUUUGAGUUACUUAUUUUACCUUCAUCUUCUACUCCCUGAAUUCAUUCUCUGGAACAGGUGAUCAGCCUUGGACUUUCCAUGAUAUUGUUUUCUUGGGACGACUCCAACAAAGAUUAUUUCAAAAUGAUGACAAAUAUUAUCAUACUGAGUGUACUUAUUUGCAUUUCUUUAUCCUUUUGGAUUGUGUCUAUGACUGCAAGCACGUAUUAUGGUACUUUGCGGCCUAUUUCUCCAUGGCGUUGGCUUGUUUCAAUCUUAAUUCCCCUGAUAAUAGCUUCACGAGGAUUUAAGAAAAAAAGUCUUGAUCAUAGUGGAGCAAUAGGAGGUUUAGUAGUUGGAUUUAUCCUCACUGUGGCAAAUUACAGCUUUUUCGCUGCCAUGAUCAUGUUUUUUAUUACUUCCUCCAAACUCACCAAGUGGAAAGGAGAAAUAAAGAAGCAAAUAGAUUCUGAAUACAAAGAAGGUGGGCAGAGAACUUGGGUACAAGUAUUCUGCAAUGGUGGUGUACCUGCAGAAUUGGCUCUGCUAUACAUGAUUGAAAGUGGUCCAGGCGAAAUUCCUAUAGACUUUUCCAAACAAUAUACAGCAUCCUGGAUGUGCCUGUCACUACUGGGUGCUUUAGCCUGCUGUGCUGGAGACACGUGGGCUUCAGAGAUUGGCACUGUCAUGAGUAGUGAACCCCGAUUGAUAACAACUUGGGAAAAAGUUCCAGUAGGUACCAAUGGUGGCAUUACUUUAGUGGGCCUAAUCUCAAGUUUGCUUGGUGGCACAUCAGUAGGUGUAGCUUACUUCAUUUCCCAGUUGAUGUUUGUGAAUGACCUGGAUAUAUCUGCUCCACAAUGGCCCAUUAUUGUGUUUGGUGGAAUGGCUGGUUUACUGGGAUCCAUUACUGAUUCUUAUUUAGGAGCAACCAUGCAAUACAGCGGUUUAGACACAAGUACUGGAAUGGUUGUCAACCAUCAGACAAAAGAUGCAAGACACAUAUCUGGAAAACCUAUCCUAGAUAACAAUGCGGUGAAUCUCUUCUCCUCCGUAGUCAUUGCUUUGUUGUUGCCGGGAGCAGCAUGGGGAUUUUGGCCAAGAGGCUGAAGUGAAAGCAUUGACUCCAAUAUAUUUUAUAAAAACAAGCUAUGACCUAAAGGAGUCUAUACAAUGCACUCUAGACUGGAAUCUGUUUUCCUACUACUGCUACACAGGCCACGAGGAAUCAUCAGGCUAUUGAAGCUACACUUCUGUAGCAGCUGCUGUUACUGUAGGAAAAGUAGACUGGAAAGAGGCAGUAUUGAUUUGACAUCGCUUUGGUAAUGGAAUACAGUUCUGCCUGAAGUUUCUUCACCUGCUGCUUACAAGGUUGUAUGCUUGAUCUCAAUUCAUUCUCUACCAUCUAGUAAUUUAUUGAAGGAAAUGGGAAACUAAGGUGUUAACCUGUCACUGAGUACAGCUGUGUUCACAAUCAAAGCAGUGGGCUUAACAUUAUACAUCUCCUAACUUCUUAUUGUAUUGCAGGAUGUGGAAAACACUUUUGAGGUGGUUUUCUCUGUGCACCAUCAAAACGUGUUGAGGCAGUUAGGACGUGAAUGUUUGAAUGACUUCAUAAGAUCAAAACCUUUUUUCUUUCUUUCUUUUAAUAGAACACAUCAACAAAAACCAGUCUUUGAAAGAAUCUGUGUUGUUUCUCUUAGAACUAAAAUGUGAUUGUUCUAAUAACACUAAACUAUUGGUGUCUAAAGUUUAAAAAUUGGCAGAAUACUUGUUUUGGCCCAUAUCUUUAGCUAUUCUUAUUAGCUAUGGUUUUACCCGAGCAUAUUGAACAAACAGCAUUCUUUACAUUCAUUUCAUUUACUUCUGUUUAAUGUUGCAUGUUUUGCUUUUUAAACCUGAAGGAGGUGGCAGCCUGCAGAUUCACUUUAGUCAUCAAUAAAUGCAGGUUUCUUUUCUUGACCAUGCAAGGUGCACAAUCCGGAACUGGAUUUCUGAGCUUUCAGAAACCUCAUCUUUACACAGAAAGAGUAUAAACGAACUGUGGUAAAAGUUGUACUUCUGUAUAACUAAAUGCAACUCUUCUCAGGAUGUGAAAUUUCUCUUGUGCUAAUGAAAACCUUUCAGGUAGUAUGAUUGUAAAAUAGGCUCUAAUAUACUUCUGAUUUAUCUAGUUUGUUUGCAAACAGAUGUGUUUUCUGUACUCUUAUAUUUGUUGUUUUACAGCAGUUUUAUAUUGGUCAGAGAUGCUAGCACUUUCAAUCUGGCAUAUAAUACUUAAGAAAAUCUGUAGGAUGUUAUUGUUAUGACCCACAGACUACUUUUAAGACUGUAUCCAUUCAGAGUUGUCAAUAUUUUCAAGUUGGUAGUUACAAAUUUAACUUGUCAAUGGGAUCAUGAUCUUGUAAGGUAAAAUAGGGGUCAUUGCCUUACAAGGCAGAUCACAAGAAUAUUUCAAAAGUUGGACAGCAAAACACUGGAUGCCUUGAACUUCACUCGUUCACGCAGUAAUCAGACAUUUGACUUUGUGAACAUUCAUUGUAGAAAGAUUUUUAUAGUGUAGAUAGGAUUACACUGGGCACAAUAAAGUGAAUAUAACACCUCAGAGCAGCAUGUAAAUUGCACUAAUGUUACAGAACCAUUGUGAAAGGUUUAUGCUUUAUGAGAACAUGGAAAAGGUAUAAAAAGAGGAGACAGCAAAGGGAGGCAAAAAGUGGUACCUUAGAUAAAAACAUUUAUUGUAUUUUAUAGUAGAAUGCAUCAACAAAAGUCCACUUUAGAAAAUAUCUGUGCUGUUUUUGUUAUAAUUGCCACGAGAUAGUUCUAAUACUACAACAUAAUUGAUGUCUAAAGUUUGUGGGAAGAUGGCAAAGAUAUAAAAAGGGGGGUUUAAAAGUUGGAACUUGGAAUAAGGCAAAAAGAAAUUGAUGGAACUGGAAAAAGAGCUGGCAGAGAAAAGCUCUCUCUGAUGAUGAACACAUUCUAGCCAUCGUCAGAAGAGUGAGAACACAGGAAAGUGUGAGCAAGUUGUAAAGGAAAGGGGUGUGGAGAGAGAGAGAGGAUAAGUGGGCUGAGAUUUAACAGUUUGAAUGAUUUUCUUUUUUCUUUUUUUUACGUAAGAGGGAACAUACAUUUUAAUAUUCUUUGCCUCAGGGCUCUUCCUUUGAGAUCUAUAGGGCUAUUUGUAUUGAAAGUGCAUAUAGCAGUAAUUUCUUUUCCAGAUGAGAGCUUGCUUUAUUAAAUUAUACCCAUUUGAAUAAAUCUGACUUAAAAAUGAAA
Messenger RNA from Podarcis raffonei (Aeolian wall lizard), 3800 nucleotides. RefSeq names its product transmembrane protein 19 (gene FAABTP). Lineage: Eukaryota; Metazoa; Chordata; Lepidosauria; Squamata; Lacertidae. The coding region runs from base 621 to 1631 and encodes 336 amino acids. The record is from RefSeq and is a predicted model, not a curated record. The transcript has 8 exons. Gene Ontology annotation, cellular component: membrane.